Trichomonas vaginalis G3 is the source of this 1299-nucleotide messenger RNA. RefSeq names its product proteasome regulatory particle assembly. NCBI's taxonomy places the organism in Eukaryota, Parabasalia, Trichomonadida, Trichomonadidae. The transcript has a single exon. The record is from RefSeq and is a predicted model, not a curated record. Bases 1 to 1299 code for a protein of 432 amino acids. Gene Ontology annotation, molecular function: protein binding.
AUGUCUGAUCAAAAUAUUCAUCCAAAGAAAUACGAUGAAUUGCGAAGUAACUAUAAAUACUACAUUGAUUCUUUUAAUGCUUUGUAUCAGCUGAAUGCAGAAAAUGAAGAAGAAAUAAACUCGAUUUACAAAAAGAUCAAGACAGAGUUGAUUGAUUCAAUGAAAUAUCUUCCGCAAAAUAUAAUCAGAGAUAUUUUCGAUAUUGUUGCUUAUAAUAAUCGCUAUCUAAAGUCAUAUUUAACUCUUGCCAAACUCAUAUUUGAUGAUUAUCAUGUCAAAGAUGUCGACACUCUUAACAUUCUUCCAAAGUACUUGUUUUAUAAAGAAUAUGGAAUUAAAUUAGGCCACCCUAUUUAUAUCGAAGAAAUUAAAUUUGAUAAUCUCGAAAUUUGUUCAGAAAAUACAAUUUUCAGAGCAAUUAUGUAUGACAACAAAGAAAGCUUCAUACACUUUAUGGAAGUGGGUGAAUUUGAUGAAACACAAAUACUUCGAAGCGAUUUAUAUCCAUAUUCUGAAGAAGGAUAUUCAUUGCUUGAAUUAUGUUGUUACAAUGGAUCUGUUGAUUGUUUCAAAUUGUUGCGAACGAAAUUUAAAUCACCAAUAACUCAAAAAUGUUUAGAAUUUUCAUUUUUAGGAGGAAAUCCAGAAAUCAUGAGCGAGUGUUUGAAAUAUCAAAAACCAGAUGAAUUUACAAUGAAACAUGCAAUUAUUUCACACAAUAUUGAUUUUGUUUCAUUCUUGAUGAAUGAACACAAUAUAGAUAUCGAUUUAUCUAUUUGCGCAAAAUAUAAAAAUCUCGAAUCAUUUUUAGUUUAUUUCGAUCAAACUAAUGGUAUUGACAAAUGUUUUGUUUAUUCAAUUAUGUUCAAUAUUCCAUCCAUUUUAGAAUAUUUCUUUUCACAAGGUGCAAAUAUUAAUGAAAAAGAUGAAAAUGGGGAAACAGCUCUCCAUAAUGCAACAAUAGAAAAUAACGAAGAAACAGUUGAAUUUCUUAUCACACACGGUGCAAAUAUCAAUGAAAAAAAUGAAAAUGAAGAAACCGCUCUUCAUUAUGCAGCAACAAACAAUUGUACACAAAUAGCAGAAUUUCUUAUUUUACAUGGAGCAAAUAUUAAUGAAAAAGAUAAAAAAGGAAAAACCGCACUGCAUAAUGCAUCAAUUUGGAAUUGUAAAGAAACAGCUGAUCUUCUUAUUUUACUUGGUGCAAAUAUAGAUGAAAAAGAUGAUAAUGACCAAACAGAUCUUCAUUAUGCAAUCGAAACUAUUAGUAAAGAAACAAUCGAAUUUCUUAUUUCAUAA